This is a messenger RNA of Juglans microcarpa x Juglans regia, 2763 nucleotides long. Its product is annotated as golgin candidate 4-like. Gene Ontology annotation, biological process: endoplasmic reticulum to Golgi vesicle-mediated transport; Golgi organization. Lineage: Eukaryota; Viridiplantae; Streptophyta; Magnoliopsida; Fagales; Juglandaceae. The record is from RefSeq and is a predicted model, not a curated record. Gene Ontology annotation, molecular function: small GTPase binding. Gene Ontology annotation, cellular component: Golgi apparatus.
CUUUUAUGUUCAUUAAUUCCCAAUUUAUGAAACGAAACUCCAUCCCACGCCCCUAUUAUUCUUCUCAGAUCUAUCAGAACUUCCUACCCUACGGAAUCUGAGUCCCAAAGAAAUCCUCACCGGUUCUGUUUUCUCUUGCAUCGACUCCCGAGGUGAUUCUCCGCUCAAACUCAUCCGAUCGACCACAGAUUCAGCGUCACUUCCCUUCAAAACCUGCGCAUAAUCGUAGAUUUGGUGGCUUUGUGCGUUGGGCAAACCUUUGGAUGAUGUGGAACUCGAUUGCGAAUUUGAAGGAGAGCUUGAACAAGAUCGCGCUCGAUGUCCACGACGAUGACGAUGGGGAGCUCGAGAUCUAUGUCUCCCGCAAUAGAGUAGACGAUUCUCCGGUUUCUGAUCGGAGGAGUUCCCACAGUUUCGCGCAUUCUAAUUCGGUCUCGCGGUCUCCGGUGGCGAAUGGGAUCGGUUCCGCGUCUAAUUUCGAGAUUGAGCGGUACAAAUCUGAAAUCAAGAGACUUCAGGAAUCUGAAGCGGAAAUUAAAGCGUUAUCAGUUAAUUAUGCUGCUUUGUUGAAAGAAAAGGAGGAUCAGAUAUCUAGAUUGAAUAAAGAAAAUGGAUCUUUGAAACAAAAUUUCGAUGCAACCAAUGCAGCUCAGAAUGCAUCAGGAAAUGAAGGUGCCAAAGCACUUGCAAAUGGCAUUAAUGUGCACAAGGGGAGUGCUGAUCAAUCACCCAACCGACAGCAUAGAAUCACAACUCAAGCAAAAAACCGUUAUGCUGGAAACCAGAUACACAAUGGUGUUGUCUCCAAACAAGAUGGAAUAAGCAAUGGAAUCACACAUGCUGUUCAAUCUAUUGUCACUCAAAGUAAGAUGGAAGCAAAACAUUCAAACUUGCUUGGGAGGGAGAAGGAGCUUGCAGAUUCGCUAGAAGAGAAAAAUAGGUCCCCUGCAGCACUGCAGGUCACUCAUGAGUUAAAACAAUUGAGGAUGGAACUUGAAAAAGAACGCACAAAGUUGGGAAAUAUUCAGUCAAAAUUACAAGAGGAACAGAAAUUGAAGGAGUCUUUCCGGGAGCUCAAAUCACUGAAAUUCGACAGAGACAGUACCUCUGAGGAGAUGAACAACAUACAAAACGAGUUGAAUGAGAAAAUUUCAGAAAUAAAACAACUGCAAAGGGAGCUGAAAGGACGGAAGGAGGAAGGCGCUGAUGACAUUGCGCAAAGUUUGAAAAGAGUAAUUGCAAGCCUAGAGAAGGAAAACAAUAGUCUUAAGAUGGAGAAAAAUGAACUCGAGGUUGCUCUGGAAAUGAGCAGGAACGCUCAGACUGAGGUGCGAUCAGAUGCCUCCCAGCCUUUAAGUAAACAUCCAACUAGUUUGAAUGAGAAGGACAAUUCAUCUGGAAGUUUCCCUGGAAAGGAACAAAUGGAGCAAAGUUUGGAAAAACUGGAUAAAGAUUUGAAGGAAACACGCCAGGAAAGGGACAAAGCAUUGCAACAAUUGGCCCGUCUUAAGCAGCAUUUGUUAGAAAAGGAGUCUGAAGAGUCUGAAAAAAUGGAUGAGGACAGCAAAAUCAUUGAACAGCUACGAGAAAAUAAUGAAUAUCAAAAGGCUCAAAUAUUGCUCUUGGAGAAAGCGCUGAAGCAGGCCAUUGCAAGUCAGGAGGAAAUUAAGACGAUCAACAACCAUGAAAUUCAGAAGUCAAAGGAAAUUAUUGAUGACCUAAAUAAAAAACUUGCCAACUGUUUGGCCACAAUUGAUGCCAAAAACGUUGAGCUUCUUAAUCUACAAACUGCUCUUGGUCAGUACUAUGCUGAAAUUGAAGCUAAGGAACAUUUGGAAGGAGAUUUGGCACGGGCAAGGGAAGAGUCAGCUAAACUUUCCAAAUUGUUGAAAGAUGCAGGUCAACGAGCAGAGGUAUUGAAAGGGGAGAAGGAUGAAAUCUUGGCCACAAUUUCCCAAUCUGAAAGAACACUAGGAGAAUGGAAAAGCAGAGUAAAUAAGCUUGAGGAAGACAAUGCAAAAUUGCGGCGUGCUCUUGAGCAGAGUAUGACGAGGCUUAAUAGGAUGUCAAUUGACUCAGAUUUUCUUGUUGACAGGCGGAUUGUGAUCAAGUUACUGGUGACAUACUUCCAAAGAAACCACAGCAAAGAGGUUCUGGAUCUUAUGGUUCGUAUGUUGGGGUUCUCUGAUGAAGACAAACAGAGGAUAGGUGGUGCUCAACAAGGUGCAGGCAAAGGUGUUGUACGUGGAGUGCUAGGGCUACCUGGCCGCCUAGUCGGUGGCAUCUUGGGAGGGGGUUCGGCCGAAUCUGCAAGCACAGCAUCUGACAACCAGUCCUUUGCAGAUCUAUGGGUCGAUUUUCUUCUCAAGGAAACCGAAGAAAGAGAGAAAAGGGAAUUGGCCGAUAAUGUCAGCAGAUCUAAGGAAGAUUCACAUGGAAGAGGUUCAAAUGCUGCAAUUGUUGGUCCACCUGUGGCCGACCAAACACCAAACACUUCUAUUACAGCAUCGAGUUUCUCAAGACUAAACUUCUCGCCGAGCCAGAAUUCUAGCCCCUUACCCUCUCGUGGAAAUCUUGAAUCCGAGUUCUCAACAGUUCCUCUCACAUCAUCGGAUCCACCGAACUCAAGACUGCUACCAAAAUACUGAAAAUGUGUUGGAUUAUAUAAUUAAAUCAAAGGUAUAGCUUACAAUUUGUCGAUGUUAUCUUUUUCAAUUAAUUCUUUUACAUUGAAAUAAAUGUUUCUUCGUUUGGCUGCGCGUA